GGGGCUCCGGUUUGCAGAAGAGUGAAAUCUGGAUUUCUUACGCGCUCAGAGGCCCCCCCGGGGGGCGUGGGGGGUGUGGGGGCGAGGUGUUUGGUGAUUUGAUCACUGCUAGCUCCACUUGGAGGAGAUAAGAAGAGGACAAGAGAGAGUCUAUCUCUCGUUGUCUCUCGUCGUCUCUAUUUCUCCUCUGGCUUCUGAAGCGAAGUGAAGUGCGAUCUCUGAGAGUGAUUGACAGAGAGAGGGAGAGCAAUGGCGACUUCAUCGUUUUCUUCAACUCAAGCGGAGGCGUUUACGCAUUGCCGCUCUCUACCGAGGUUCGCCGAUUUCAGCUCUAGAAGCAGGAGUUACAAGCUGUUCUUGCUCGGAACCUCGAACUCGCGAUCUCUGGGAGUGAGAAGGUCGCUGUCGGUUAAGAGCGUCUCCAGCGAGCCUGCGCAGAAGGUUAAGGAUCCGGUGGCCGAAGAAGGAGAAUCGACCACUCCGAGUUCUUACACUUCAGAUGCUGCGUCAGUUGCUUCAAGUAUCAAAUACCAUGCAGAGUUUACACCAUUGUUUUCGCCUGAGCACUUCGAGCUCCCCAAGGCUUUCUUUGCAACAGCUCAAAGUGUUAAAGAUGCACUCAUCAUUAAUUGGAAUGCAACGUAUGAUUACUAUGAAAAGAUUAAUGUAAAGCAGGCAUAUUAUUUGUCAAUGGAAUUUCUACAGGGUAGAGCAUUGUUAAAUGCAAUUGGUAAUUUAGAGCUUACAGGUGCUUAUGCUGAGGCUUUGAGCAAGCUUGGACACAAUCUUGAGAACGUAGCAUGGCAGGAGCCUGAUGCUGCACUUGGGAAUGGAGGCCUUGGGCGGCUUGCUUCUUGUUUCCUAGACUCAUUGGCAACACUCAAUUACCCAGCGUGGGGCUAUGGACUUAGAUACAAGUAUGGAUUGUUUAAACAACGGAUCACUAAAGAUGGUCAGGAGGAAGUUGCUGAAAAUUGGUUGGAUAUGGGCAAUCCUUGGGAAAUUAUGAGAAAUGAUGUUUCAUAUCCAGUGAAGUUCUAUGGCAAGGUUGUUUCAGGUUCAGAUGGAAAAAGGCACUGGAUUGGUGGAGAAGAUAUAAAUGCUGUUGCAUAUGAUGUUCCAAUACCAGGAUAUAAAACCAAAACCACAAUCAACCUUCGACUCUGGUCCACUAAAGUUUCUUCAGAAGACUUUGAUUUAUCUGCUUUUAAUGCUGGAGAACACACCAGGGCAAAUGGGGCUCAAGAAAAUGCAGAAAAGAUUUGCUAUGUACUCUACCCUGGGGAUGAAAGUAUGGAGGGUAAGAUCCUUCGUUUGAAGCAGCAAUAUACCUUAUGCUCGGCUUCCCUCCAAGAUAUUGUUACACGAUUUGAGAGGAGAUCUGGUGGACAAGCAAAGUGGGAAGAAUUUCCCGAGAAAGUUGCUGUUCAGAUGAAUGAUACUCACCCAACUCUCUGCAUUCCGGAGCUGAUGAGGAUAUUGAUUGAUGUAAAGGGCCUGAACUGGGAGGAUGCUUGGAAUAUAACUCAAAGAACUGUGGCAUACACAAACCAUACGGUUUUACCUGAGGCACUGGAGAAAUGGAGUUUGGAACUUAUGCAGAAACUGCUUCCUCGGCAUGUUGAGAUUAUAGAAACAAUUGAUGAAAAGCUCAUCAACACCAUAGUAUCAGAAUAUGGUACUGAAGAUCCUGCCUUACUGGAGAAAAAGCUGAAGGGGAUGAGAAUAUUAGAAAAUGUUGAUUUGCCUGCGUCCAUUGCGGAUUUAUUCGCUAAACCGAAAGAAAGCCUUCCUGUUGAUCCAGUUGAAAAGCUUGAAAGCUCUGAUGAAGGCAUUGAACCUACUGAUACAGAGAACAAACUUGAGGAAACAAGCUCUCAGAAGGAGUCGAAACCAUCAGCAGAACCUAUUCCGAUGCCUCCAAAGAUGGUUCGUAUGGCUAAUCUUUGUGUUGUGGGUGGUCAUGCAGUAAAUGGUGUCGCUGAGAUUCAUAGUGAAAUAGUAAAAGAGGAAGUUUUCAAUGACUUCUAUAAGUUAUGGCCUGAGAAAUUUCAAAAUAAAACAAAUGGUGUGACACCAAGAAGAUGGAUACGUUUCUGCAAUCCAGAUCUAAGUAAAAUUAUAACAAAGUGGACUGGUACAGAAGAGUGGGUCCUAGACACUGAGAAACUGGCAGAAUUACGAAAGUUUGCAGAUAAUGAGGAUCUCCAUGAUGAGUGGAGGGCUGCAAAAAGGAGCAACAAGAUGAAGGUCGUCUCACUCCUCAAGGAGAGGACAGGAUAUUCUGUCAACCCUGAUUCAUUGUUUGAUAUACAGGUGAAACGCAUCCAUGAAUACAAAAGACAAUUGUUGAAUAUCAUGGGCAUUGUUUACCGCUACAAGAAGAUGAAAGAAAUGAAUGCUGAAGAGAGGAAAGAGAAUUUUGUUCCACGAGUUUGUAUAUUUGGAGGGAAAGCAUUUGCUACAUAUUUUCAAGCCAAGAGGAUUGUGAAAUUCAUCACAGAUGUUGGGGCUACUGUAAAUCAUGAUUCUGAAAUUGGUGAUUUACUUAAGGUUGUAUUUGUACCUGAUUACAAUGUCAGUGUUGCUGAAUUGCUUAUCCCUGCCAGUGAGCUUUCACAGCAUAUCAGUACUGCUGGGAUGGAAGCCAGUGGAACCAGCAACAUGAAGUUUGCGAUGAAUGGGUGUAUCCUGAUUGGGACCUUGGAUGGGGCAAAUGUUGAAAUACGGCAAGAGGUUGGAGAGGACAACUUUUUCCUCUUUGGUGCUAAAGCUCAUGAAAUUGCAGGACUUAGGAAAGAAAGGUCUGAGGGCAAGUUUGUGCCAGACCCACGUUUUGAGGAAGUCAAGGAAUUUGUCAGAAGUGGAGUUUUUGGGCCUUAUAACUAUGAUGAACUGAUUGGAUCACUGGAAGGAAAUGAAGGCUUUGGCCAAGGCGAUUAUUUCUUAGUGGGCAAGGACUUCCCCAGUUACAUCGAGUGCCAAGAGAAGGUAGAUGAGGCAUAUAGAGACAAAAAGAGAUGGACGAGAAUGUCAAUCCUGAAUACAGCUGGGUCAUACAAGUUUAGCAGUGACAGAACAAUCCAUGAGUAUGCGGGAGACAUAUGGAGCAUUCAGCCCGCGGAAUUCCCAUAGGAACUUUGCAGUGUGGAGCAUCGUGCCUGUGUUAUAAAUGUUGCACCCCUCCUUGAUGACCCACGCCUGGGACUCGGUUUGAUUUCUUUUUUAGUUAAAAGAAAAAUGCUGGGAAAUGAAGCAUUGUGCAUAUUAUAUCUGUCAGCAUGGAACAUAUUACCACACAUAAUGAAUAAAAGAAGCCUUUACCUCUACUUUGGGGGUAAUCUUGCAUUGUUGCACCUGAA
This is a messenger RNA of Malania oleifera, 3362 nucleotides long. RefSeq names its product alpha-1,4 glucan phosphorylase L isozyme, chloroplastic/amyloplastic. Gene Ontology annotation, cellular component: cytoplasm. The coding region runs from base 250 to 3135 and encodes 961 amino acids. Lineage: Eukaryota; Viridiplantae; Streptophyta; Magnoliopsida; Santalales; Ximeniaceae. The transcript is spliced from 15 exons. Gene Ontology annotation, biological process: glycogen catabolic process. The record is from RefSeq and is a predicted model, not a curated record. Gene Ontology annotation, molecular function: glycogen phosphorylase activity; pyridoxal phosphate binding.